This is a messenger RNA of Epinephelus lanceolatus (giant grouper), 2069 nucleotides long. It is a transcript of the gene mtnr1aa, whose product is annotated as melatonin receptor 1A a. Gene Ontology annotation, cellular component: plasma membrane. The record is from RefSeq and is a predicted model, not a curated record. Gene Ontology annotation, biological process: G protein-coupled receptor signaling pathway. NCBI's taxonomy places the organism in Eukaryota, Metazoa, Chordata, Actinopteri, Perciformes, Serranidae. Gene Ontology annotation, molecular function: melatonin receptor activity.
AGUUGCGGCUUCAUGUCACACAUGCGUACCGACAAAGUGAAUGGCACACGGGCGCAGAAGUGACACAGAGGCGGCCAGAGUGAGGGGGAGACUACCUGAGCUGAGCCACGGCAGCUGGGUCAAGUCCACAGAGAGGAGAGAAGAAGGAGGAGGAGGAGGAGAAGCGCGCGUGGAGAGGAUGAAGAUGAAAGCCGCGGGAGGCUUUAGUAUCCCACCACCGGCGUCUUCGAAACCCAGGCUUUAGGGACGCGCGCGCGGGGGAGUCACGGGCGCGUUGAAUUUGGGCAAGUUGAGAAAGUUCCGCGACUGUAUACAAUGGUUAUAAAUGGGUCUCACCUGAACAGCUCCUCGCCAGACCCCAGUGACACCGUCCUGAACCGCCCGCCGUGGGUUACCACAACUUUAGGCUGCUUCCUCAUCUUCACUAUCAUUGUCGACAUCCUGGGCAACCUCCUGGUCAUCUUCUCCGUGUACCGGAACAAGAAGCUCAGGAAUGCAGGGAACAUCUUUGUGGUGAGCCUGGCAGUGGCAGACCUUGUGGUGGCCAUCUACCCGUACCCUCUGGUCCUCACCUCCAUCUUCCACAAUGGCUGGAACCUGGGUUACGUUCACUGCCAGAUCAGCGGCUUCCUCAUGGGCGUCAGCGUCAUCGGCUCCAUCUUCAACAUCACCGGCAUUGCCAUCAAUCGAUACUGUUAUAUCUGCCACAGCCUCAAGUAUGAUAAACUGUACAGUGACAAAAACUCGGUCUGCUAUGUGAUGUUGAUCUGGGCGCUGACUGUGGUCGCCAUCGUGCCCAACCUGUUUGUGGGUUCACUUCAGUAUGACCCACGGGUUUAUUCCUGCACCUUUGAACAGUCAGCCAGCUCAGCGUACACUAUCGCAGUGGUUUUCUUUCACUUCAUUUUACCCAUCAUGAUUGUCACAUACUGCUACUUGCGUAUUUGGAUACUGGUCAUUCAAGUGAGGAGACGGGUCAAGCCUGACAACCGGCCCAAAAUAACGCCGCAUGAUGUUAGAAACUUUGUCACCAUGUUUGUGGUGUUUGUGCUCUUUGCCGUUUGCUGGGCACCACUCAACUUCAUCGGUCUGGCUGUAGCGAUCAAACCAGAGGUGGUGAUUCCCCUCAUCCCUGAGUGGUUAUUUGUGGCCAGCUACUUCAUGGCCUACUUCAACAGCUGCCUUAAUGCCAUUGUGUAUGGUGUGCUGAACCAGAAUUUCCGGAGGGAGUACAAGCGCAUUGUAGUGUCAGUGUGCACGGCACGCAUCUUCUUCCAGGACAGCUCCAACGAUGCAGGGGAGAGGCUAAAGAGUAAACCGUCACCGCUCAUGACCAACAAUAACCAGGUCAAGGUGGACUCUGUCUGAUCCAGAUCUCAGAGGACUACUUAGCGGACAUGAACAGAUAUGCUGUGACUGAGAGUGAAAAAAAAGAAAAAACUAAAAGGCAUAGUAAGAAAAAUACCAAAUUUAAAUAGCUGUCCACAGACUGUCACAUGGUGCUAUCUGACCUCUGAACAAUCACAGUAAAAACAGGGGUGCAUAUUAUCUUUGUCUUUUAUCAAGCACUUUUGUUUGACUCUGCAAUACCUGUAGUACAGUAAAUAUAUGAUGUCUGUUUUGUUUUCAUGUUUACAGUGAUGAUAUUAAUGUAUCAUGCAUUAUAUAAGUAUUUAUUUUGUAUGAAAUGUCAUGUAGUUAUAUAGUAAGAUAUAUCAGGUUCCAGUUACAUGAAGACAAAAUUUUAUCAGGCCAAUAAAAAAGAAAUCUACAAAACUUGGGUUGAAAAUAUAACCCCAAGUUUUUAAACAAAGUUAACUAAUUUUAAUAACCUCAUUUGUGAGACUGUAACACUAAAUGAGUGCAAGCAAUGUGGGUUGCUGCUGUCUUAUUAUACCCUGCAAUACAGUAGGUGGAAUAUAUAUUUUGUCUUUCUCUCUAUCUCUUACUCUCUUUCUGUCUCUCUCUUUCUCUCUCUCCACCCUGUGAGCUCAUUAUAAUGUAUGCAUGGAUAUGCAGGAAUUGUUCAUAUGCCAAAUAAAAUCUAUAUUGAUGGAGGAUCUGCUUCA